GAUCGACACAUGCCGAAAACAGAAGAAGCAGAACGACUAUUGGAAGAAGGUGCCGCCGGCAGCGGCUGGCCAGUGCAGCAGCCUUCCACAUCGCCAAAUUACCUCUUCUGUUGCCCGUGGAUUGUAUUUGUCCCCAUUUUUGGCAUCGUCUUCUUCGUGGUCGUUGCGAUUGGCCUUUGGCUCGUCGUGAACCUUGCAUGGGUCGUAGGGCUGCUCGUGGGUCUGCCGGUGUCUUUUGCCCUGGUCUACUACUGGUUCUGGCGAUGUUGCCCAGGGUAUUGGCCAACUGACCUCUACGAGAAGGUGAUAUACACGGUACAUAUGCUGAUGACCAUCAACGCCGCAGUCCCAAAUGCUGGUCCUGAGUUCAUGCCCGUAUCGGGUCUGCGUCCACGAGAGCAGCUACCAAAGGGCCUGAUGGACUACGCGCUUUUCUUGCAGGUGCCGUACGGCUCGGCGGACGAGUUCGAGUUGUCAAGCGAGACUGUUCUCGAGAAAUCCUUGACGUUCCUUCCUCAGUCUGAGCACUUGAAGACUUUUGGUCCAGACGAGAACCCGGUGGAGUUUGUCAUGAAUCAGAUGUCCUCGAUAUACCCGCCGAUCUACCAGGAGUGGCCGGAUAAAUGGAGCGACACGGCCCUUGUCCGCUUUUGCCUCCACGGUCUCGGUGCACACCGCUUGGGCGUGGAGAUCCGAGAUGGAAAGAAGCUAUUCGUGAUCAAGACCAACGCUCUUUCUGGACUCCCUGUGCGGGAAGGUUUCGAGAGAUAUGGUGGUGACAUGUACUUUGACAAAGACUGGAAGCCGGUGAUGAUCAUCGAUGCGGGCCACGGCCCGCUACGCCAAGAUGGAAUUCAGGAGACGGUGACCACAAAGCCUGGAGAAGCAGGGUGGGAGCGAGCGAAGUUCCGAUUCCGCUCCUCCCUUUUUACUCUGGUUACCCUGGUGGAUCACUUGUACGAUAUCCAUCUCCAGAAGUCGAACCUUUUCGUCACAGCGAUGAGAGAGCAGAUGUCUUCUGACCAUCCCGUACGCCGAUUCAUGACGCCGUUUACGUACCGGACGAUCACCGUGAAUGACAACGCUUUCCACAAUCUGCUGACAAAGAAUGGCAUGGCUCCGCGCUGCUUUGCGUUCACGGACCACGGCUUCGGGCUUGCGUUGGCAGCCGGCCCAUCCCUUGUGCUCGAUGGAACAGAGGUUCCUGCAGAUGCCGGUGGUCCGAUUCUGUUUCGCGCUGACUAUGUGGACUACCUCAAGAGUAAAGGUAUCGACACGGUUUACUGGAGACAAGUAUCACAACUUUUCCAACUCUAUUUGCGUUUCGUCCUUGCCUACUUGGAGUGCUACUAUCCCAACAAGGAGGAUUUCGCGAAUGAUCCUGAAAUGCUGGCUUUGGUCAGACAAUACUUCUAUCAGUUGGAGACGGCUGGGCCAAACAUGCUAAGCCAGAGAGUAGACUUCACAAUGCAUCAAUCCAGUGGCAAAAUCGACGAGAAGUACAUGUUUUACGCCAUGUACUUGGCCGAGAUCAUGUUCUGGGCAACCGCUGGCCAUGAGCAAGCAGGUGAAGCUUGCCUUCAGUUCUUUGGCCCUCAAGUUGACUGCAGAUGUGAUAAUCUUGGUGAUGAUGAAGGUCAGUGUGAUGACG
Symbiodinium necroappetens is the source of this 1651-nucleotide messenger RNA. The record is from the annotation of a GenBank genome assembly. Lineage: Eukaryota; Dinophyceae; Suessiales; Symbiodiniaceae.